UCAGGGAGCUCCGUGUAAGAGCGGGUUCAGAGGUCGGUAGAGAAGGGAAGAUGGCGGCGGGGAGCUCCGGGCGGCGCUGAGCUGAUUAUCAGGCCGAUCAGGGGCACUCAGAGGCGGCUGUAGCGCAGACUCUGACCGCGGGCCUCCAGGACGCUGCUCUCUGGGAACGCGGACACUCAUGGCGCUGCUGUACGGCCUGCUGUGGCGGCUGCUGCUGCUUCUGGUCCACGUCAACACGGCGCUGGUCUCCUGGCUCCGUGUCCGCCUGCGGAGCUGGAAGGGCCGGCUGUGGGAGCGGGCAGUGGCCGCUCUGCUGCUGCCGGUCGCUCUGGCGGGGUUCCCGGACCAGCACAAGAAGCUGAACCAUAGCCCCGAUGCUACCGCGAAUCCCGUGACGGGAAACCGCGGCGACGGUCGCCGAGCGCGGUGGCUGUCAGACGGCAAAGCUCUGGAGAAGCUGCCGGUGCACGUCGGCCUGCUGGUGGCCGAAGAGGAGCCCAGUUACUCGGACAUCGCGAACCUGGUGGUGUGGUGCAUGGCGGUCGGCAUCUCCUAUGUCAGCGUCUACGAUAACCACGGUAUCUUCAGGAAGAAUAAUUCUCGUCUGCUGGAGGAGAUUUUACGGCAGCAGAACCUGUUGGGAGUCGACGGAUCCAAAUACAGCGUCGAGUUCCUGAGCAAUGGCACCGACAAACACAACGUUGUGUCCUGCAGACCCACAGUGAAGGUUUUGUCUCCUGAAGAUGGGAAGCAGAGCAUCGUCCAGGCAGCUCAGCAGAUCUGUCGCUCCGUGGAGAACAAAGAGAGGAGCUCCAAAGACAUCAGCGUGUCCAUGUUGGACGUCCUGCUGAGAGAAUCAAAAAAUAUUCCAGAUCCAGACCUGGUGCUGAAGUUUGGACCUGUGAACAGCACUCUGGGAUUCCUGCCAUGGCACAUCCGCCUGACGGAGUUCAUCUCCCUGCCGUCCCACAGAGACGUCUCCUACGACGACGUGUUGGACGCUCUGCAGAGAUACGCCUCCUGCCAGCAGAGACUUGGACAGUGACGAGUCCUCAGACAGUUUAAAGACUCCAGGAGAUGCUGAGGUUCUGCCUGCAGCUCUUUGGUUCUAAAGUCACAUUCCAGAGUUGGACAGAGACACCAGAGGACUGUCUGACUACAAACUCGGUUCUGUCCUCGCUGUCCGUCACUCUGUCCAGCUGCUAUUUCCUGCUGAAGACGCCGUCAGACAGAAGAAUGGAGGCUUUGUGUCCGUCCUGUAAACAGCUCGUCUCAGGCAGGAAGUGGAGGACAGACGGGUCACAUGUGUAAAUAUGGGUCAUGUGUUCAUGUUGGGUUCCAGGUUCUGUUGGACUGAGAGAAUAAAGAUCACCGUCUGCCACUCUGAGAACAUUAA
Molecule: messenger RNA, 1396 nt
Organism: Acanthochromis polyacanthus (spiny chromis)
Lineage: Eukaryota; Metazoa; Chordata; Actinopteri; Pomacentridae
Gene: nus1
Product: NUS1 dehydrodolichyl diphosphate synthase subunit
Exons: 5
Coding region: 179-1045 (288 amino acids)
Cellular component (GO): dehydrodolichyl diphosphate synthase complex; endoplasmic reticulum membrane
Molecular function (GO): ditrans,polycis-polyprenyl diphosphate synthase [(2E,6E)-farnesyl diphosphate specific] activity
Source: RefSeq, a predicted model, not a curated record